Messenger RNA from Drosophila yakuba, 2059 nucleotides. RefSeq names its product trypsin beta. Gene Ontology annotation, molecular function: serine-type endopeptidase activity. Gene Ontology annotation, biological process: proteolysis. The record is from RefSeq and is a predicted model, not a curated record. The transcript has a single exon. Bases 30 to 788 code for a protein of 252 amino acids. NCBI's taxonomy places the organism in Eukaryota, Metazoa, Arthropoda, Insecta, Diptera, Drosophilidae.
UUUACGGACCAUUUGUUUUUGUACGGCUGAUGAAAAUGUUGGCGUUGAUUUUACUGCUCAUUUGUGGCCAUAAAACCUGGGCUUCAACGCCCCAGGAACGGAUCGUGGGUGGAGUGGAGCUGCCCAUUCAUCUAACACCAUGGCUGGCCUCGAUCAUGGUGCAUGGCAACUAUAGCUGCAGUUCGGCAUUGAUUACGUCUCAGUGGCUGGUCACGGCUGGACAUUGUGUCCACUAUCCAGGCAGCUACUCCGUUCGUGCAGGAUCCACUUUCACUGAUGAGGGUGGUCAGGAAAGAGACGUAGAGAGUGUUAUCCUCCAUCCAGAUUUUAAUCUACGGACUCUGGAGAACGACAUCGCCCUGUUGAAGAUAGGUAAAUCCUUCACUUUGGGAGAAAAUAUUCAGGUGGUGAAGCUGCCUCUGCCGGGUCUUAAUAUACUUCCAAGAACCCUCUUGGUUGCCGGUUGGGGCACUCCAAAUGCCAAUGACAGUGAAUCGGAGCCCAGACUACGUGGCACCAUGGUGGAAGUUAUUGAUCAGAGACGUUGCCAGCGACUGUAUUCGCAUCUGCACCGUCCCAUUACGGAUGAUAUGGUGUGUGCAGCGGCAGCUGGACGAGAUCACUGCUACGGGGACUCUGGGGCUCCAUUGGUUCACCGCGGCAGUAGCUAUGGGAUCGUUUCCUUUGCUCAUGGCUGUGCUGACCCACAUUUUCCAGGGGUGUACACUAGACUAGCCAACUAUGUAACCUGGAUCUUCAACGUCCUGGAAAGUGAUAGCAAAAAUUAAAGAAUAUUAUAUACAAGGUUGUUGGGCUUUUAUUUAUUUUUUUCUCAUUGUACAACUCGUUGCUCGGAAAGCAGUUCUUCCUGCAUCUGCUGGAUGCUCAUCGCUCCUGGAAUACCCGAUGCAUUAUACAAUCCGCCAGCGUUUUCCCAGCCAUCUGAGAGAAGCCGCUCUUUCUCGUGCCCAACCAAGGCGAUAAACUUGCAACCGCCGCUCGACGGCAAAUUUGUGUAAAUUAUGUAUUUGUGCAUUUUGAUUUCAUUUAAACGAAGUUUCCUGAUGGCCCCUGGCGCAUGUCAAAUAUCAAAACCGAAACCAGCCUGCCAGCUAGCUGGCCACUUGCGCAACAGCCACAGCAUCCAGCAAUCCAUAUUAAUAUCCAGCCCCAUCCCGAUUCCAUAUCCAUAUCUCCAUCCCCAUCCCCAGCUCCAUCCUCAUCCUCAUCCCCAUUCCAAUCCCAAUCCCAGCUGGCCAAAAUAUCACUGCCAUAUGCGGUGGGCGUGCUCCGUUAAUGCUGCACUCUGGCGGCCCCCGGAAUUAACAUAAUCGUGCUGCCGUUGCUGCUGGGAUCGGGAUCGGGUUUGCUGGUGAUUCGGAUGCGGAUUGGUAUUGGGAUUGUCUGUGCCUGUGCCGUGGCCCGGUGUAUCCGACAUGAGUGUGAUGCCCCAACAAAGUGUUGAAUGCCGGCGCUGGCUGUCAAGUGGAGGCCCCCGGGCAUUGGCACACUCAGUCGCCACCCGCUUAGUUGUGCAAUGGGAGCAUCAAAAGUGGUCUGACUUUUACAUGGAUUUUCUUCGCUUCUUUUUUUUUUAGUUAAAAUAAAAUUUUAAUAAUAUGAAAAUAUGCUUAAAAUUUGCAGUUUUGCAAGUGUAUAUGUGAUUUUUGGGGGUGUGUGUGUGUGUCUUCAUAUAUAUAAAAGGUUAUCAGCGUUGUGGGGGUGUAUACGCUUGCUAGUCAGGCAUGUAAAUCUCUUAAGCAUAAUUUCACACCGAAUCGGCUUUCUUUUAUAUAUAUAUAUAUGUAUAUUUUGUUUAUCAUUAAGUUACGCUUAUACAAUUCGUUACGUAUUCUAGCCUAAAUGUAUACCAUCGUUUUGUUUUUGUUUUUGCUUUGUUUUAGUUUUCGAUUUGCUCUUGUAAUCUUGUUCUUUGUAUAUGUGUUCAAAGGUUUUUGUAAAUUUUAAACUAAUUGCUAUAAAAAUGUUCAACAGCAAACUCGCGUAUGCAUUGGUGACUUGAAGGUGGACCAAAAGCGAAUGCACAAACAAAUCAACU